Messenger RNA from Amaranthus tricolor (Joseph's coat), 332 nucleotides. RefSeq lists its product as uncharacterized. Lineage: Eukaryota; Viridiplantae; Streptophyta; Magnoliopsida; Caryophyllales; Amaranthaceae. The transcript is spliced from 2 exons. The record is from RefSeq and is a predicted model, not a curated record. Bases 1 to 309 code for a protein of 102 amino acids.
AUGGGGCGGAUAUCUGUAAUCAACAGUAGUGACUUUAAAAGUCAUCCUAGCCUCCUUUUGCUAGUUGCUUCAGUUAAGGGCAGGGCUUUCUGUAGAAAAUUUUUGGAGCUGGAAGUAAAUGAAAUUGGUUUUCUGUGCUUCAUUGUAGUGCAGAUUUUUGCUUCUCUGGAAGUAAAGUCAUCCUACAGGCUAAAGGGCAAUGGCGUCCAAUUCUUCAAGCUCGUCUCGUCUUGCAGUUUGGUGCUAAUGGUGCAGACACGAAUUAGUUCUUCAAUGGUAACGUUUGUCAAAAACUCGUAUGACCGUUGAGCAGGAACCAAAUCCCCCAAGAG